GGAAAUGCAAUUAUCAGACCAUCAUCACAAUCUCUUUCACACACUAAUGAGGAAGCCCCAGAGUACACGCAAAUUAAAUUCAAGAAUGCCAGCCUUCAAAGUUUAGACAUCUAAGCAAAGAAAAAGAAACAAACCCAAAAAAGGUAGAACCGAAAAAAAGCAGUUGGAAUAGUUCCCAAAGAAGAAAAAGUUUCUGGUAUGGGCACUUUGGCUGCUCCUCCUCUGGUGCUUCCAUCAAACCUCAAGUCUAAAGAGGAAAGUAAUUCUUUCUUGGUGCAAGGAACAGGGAGAAGGAAAGGCAACAAAACCCAAUCUUCAGUCCCUGUGGCUAGAUUAUUUGGACCAGCAACAUUUGAGGCAUCAAAAUUGAAGGUAUUGUUCUUAGGAGUUGAUGAGAAGCAUCCAGGGAAGCUUCCAAGAACAUAUACACUUACACACAGUGAUAUAACCUCUAAGCUCACUCUUGCCAUCUCUCAAACCAUUAACAAUUCCCAGUUACAAGGGUGGUACAACAGACUACAGAGAGAUGAAGUGGUGGCAGAGUGGAAGAAAAUCAAAGGAAAGAUGUCUCUCCAUGUUCAUUGUCACAUAAGUGGUGGCCAUUUCUUAUUAGACCUCUGUGCUAGACUCAGAUACUACAUCUUUUGCAAGGAACUCCCUGUGGUUUUGAAGGCAUUUGUUCAUGGGGAUGAAAGCUUACUUGACAACUAUCCAGACCUACAAGAGGCUUUGGUUUGGGUAUAUUUCCAUUCCAACAUACCAGAAUUCAACAAGAUGGAGUGCUGGGGUCCACUCAAAGAAGCAUCACCGCCAUCCCGUGGGGUCAAUGGGUCCCACAAAUUAUAUGAUGAUCAUAAUCCCCAGCCAUGCAAGGAGGCUUGCAAUUGUUGUUUCCCACCAAUGAGUUUGAUUACAUGGUCACAAAAUGUAAAUGGUGGGAGCACAAUCAAUGGCAUGCACCAGAAGCAUCAGAAAUUUCUCUGGUGGUGGUUCUUUAUAUCUCUUUCAUUUGGAUUUAAAAUUUUGCGUAAAUGUAAAUAGUUAUCUAUCGACUAUGACCUUGUACGUACACUGGGUGUACUGGAUUGAA
Molecule: messenger RNA, 1090 nt
Organism: Olea europaea var. sylvestris
Lineage: Eukaryota; Viridiplantae; Streptophyta; Magnoliopsida; Lamiales; Oleaceae
Product: protein STAY-GREEN, chloroplastic-like
Exons: 5
Coding region: 199-1041 (280 amino acids)
Source: RefSeq, a predicted model, not a curated record